Molecule: messenger RNA, 3642 nt
Organism: Nasonia vitripennis (jewel wasp)
Lineage: Eukaryota; Metazoa; Arthropoda; Insecta; Hymenoptera; Pteromalidae
Exons: 3
Coding region: 2127-3203 (358 amino acids)
Source: RefSeq, a predicted model, not a curated record
CCGUUGUAUGAUGCAAUUAACAUACUAAAUAAAACCCUUUUUUAUAAAAUUUAUUAUUGCAAUCUUCUGAUAAUAGAUGAUAAGUACAAGAUAUGUGUAUAUGGACUAGAUGGCGGCUUCCGGUAGGUUGACAACAGCUUUUAUUCACACGUAAUUUUCAUACAGUUUUCUGAUAUAUUUCUUACUUGUCGAGUGAUAUUUUUUAGCGGAUGAGACCCUUUGAUCGGCUCUCAAGCAUUAGCCCAAAAAAAAAAAUCGCACUAUUCCGGAAGAAUUCCUAACCUCAAAAGAAGACAGUGCUGGGGAACCAUCAUUCAUCUCAGUAUUUUCGCUGUGGAUUUAACAUGAAUACCAAGCGAUAUCGUCUUCAAAGAGACAGGGCCGUUGUCAGCUUCAUCGCAGUCGGCAGACGUUCGACAAUCGACUUCAAGUUGUCGACUCAUAUUCCGAAGCAUCGACUUUCAGGUUAGAUCUGUGUAUAUAUCUAUAUCGCUCAGUAAGUGCACAGUGUAGAUGCCCCACGUUAGGUGGCAGCACCUCCCGACUGCGGAGAGAGAGAGAGAGAGAGAGAGAGAGAGAGAGCAGCCAUGCUGCGAGCGAGCGCCGACGCCGCAGCAGAGUUCCGCAGACCACGGUACAAGUCGGUUGAGCUGGAGAGAGAGAGAGGAGAGAAUAAAGUUAUUGUUCAGGAGAAGAGUGUUCAAUCUCUGGCCUAGCCUAGACGUACUCUUCCUACAUUGGUGACCCCGACGCAGGCUUCUCGACGACGAGUCAACGAGCGCCGACGAGAAGAAGAAGAAACGCACAUCUCGGCAAGUCUCUCCAGCCGCGGAGUCUUUGUCUCGCACGUCGCGGACAAAGACAUUUUGCGAUUGCGUCAUUCUUCACGCACAUCGCACACUCCCGUGUGCACGCUGGCACGCCGGUGCACACGCGGAGCAUUAUCGACAACCAAGUCGAUCUCCUCGACACACGUCUUUUCGUGUCGAGAGCGGCAGCAACAAGUCCUAGCGAACAUGUCCCGCCGUCACUUUGAGCUAUACGCGCGCAGGCACGCCGGCGCGUAUAGUCUCCCCGCAACUAUACGUUGCACAACGUGGAAGCCCUCGCCGAUGGACUAAAUCUUCUGCGCAAAGCCACCGUCACCGGCGCCUUCUCAUCGUCAAGGCCGUGACCUUUGGCGCUCUCCAACAAAGGAUUUGCGUAAAGCCAUCGACACCGGCGCCUUUUGUCCACCCAACCAACACCUCCUCAUCGGCAGCAGUAGUGGUGGAAUUGUAGCGUCGUGUCUGGCGAGACGUGCGAAAAUCUCACACUCAGUUUCAUAAGGCUUAGGGCACGUCAGGCCUCUCACGUGCAGACACGUUGCUUCCUUCUCCCGGACGUUGGUUCACGCAGAAGGAACAACAAUCAUCUCUAGUUGAGAGAGUCCUCUUACACACGCCGCAAGGUCAACUCAGCGCCGCGGCAUAUACAGUCAUGGACAAGGUCAGAGAAGCUCGAACACAGCUGCAGGCAUACAGAAAUGCCUCUUCCGAUGAGCAGCUGAGUGCGGAUUGCUUUCGAGUUGAUUUAGACCUCGAGCAAUUCGAAGUCUUCCUUCAGCAAGCCCUCGAGCAUCGCGAAACACGAGCACUCACCACCAGAUACGCGAGUUCGUCAAAUUUUCCGGUCAUCCAAGAUGCUCAAGUUCCUCAAUUGUUCGUUAACAACAAACCCGUAUUGCGACUUUUCCUGCGUGACAUCCUGUAUCGCGUUACUAGGAAAAAGCUCUACGAAUGCUUGUCAGCACAAGGGUGCACCGAUUUUUCCAUAGAUAGUCUUAAGAAUACAAGAAAGGGUCGCGGUCAUUUCUUGCAAGUUGCUGUCAUCCUCAUGCGCUAUUCAGAUCAAAUCUUGUAAAAAAGAACUGACUUUCACAGAUCCUAGAGGCAGAGUCUCAUACAUCAAAACGAGACCCGAUCAAUUCACUCAGCAAGAACCUUUACCGAGCACUCAGCCUGCAUUCAACAAAUUAACGCUUCUACCCACUCCUCUUGUAGACAUUUUACAAUGUGGAGAUGUGAUCAAACGCUUAGCUCACUAUCUUACUUACAAUAAUUUCCUAAAUCUUUACACAGAUUGCCAUGAUGACCCCCAAUUCCAUGGCACAGCACUUCCAUUCGACUCUGAAUAGAAUGCUUGAGGAUGUCAAUAACUUCAAAUUCACUAGUAUUUCAUUCAAUACUUCAGUCAAUAUAAUAGAAAUUCCGUUUAUUAACAAAUUGUUAUGGCGCUGCGUCAGCCACAGGCCCAUUCCCGACAAGUAUCUUCGUCUGCGCGAAAUGGACCUAUCAGCUGUCACUGUCUCUAAGAAAACUUUCGACUUACUCUCGGACAGUUUUGCAAUAAACAAACUCACGUUGGGCAGCACUCCAGGUGGGUGCGACGAAUUUCUAACAAUAACCAACUUAGAAUCACUGAACUUUAUAAAUAACAAAAAUUUAUCGCUUAAGUUUUUAACCAGAGAAAAAUGCAGUUCUCUGCGUUCUCUAUCGUUUAACAACUGCCAAGAAGUGCCUAUCGAACGUCUGUUCGACUUCGUAAAAAACAAUACACACCUUGCAGAAUUAAAUUUCUCAGAUUCUCAAGGUAGAAAGAGACACACAGUCGAUCUUAUUAUGUCAAUGUUCUCACCGUCCAAUGUCACUGAAGCAUUUAACUUCAAUUAUUCAGCUUGUAAAGUAUUCCGUACUGAGAUCAUUCCUCGAGUAGUAUUCUUGCGUACGAAUGCUCUCAGGACACUCAAUCUCGAAAACAACGACUAUUUCAAAGGUUUUGUUACAGACAUCAUAGACAAUGCGCCAAACCUAGUCGAGUUGAACUUAUUAGGAUUGGACUUCAAUUAUCCGUUACUUCUUUCAAAUUUACCUCAAUUACGGUCGAUCCGGAUAAAUUACAACUACCAUAUUGUAAAUGCACUCAUCAGUGCUGGUCCUAAACAAACCUUUGAAGUACUCAUAAACAAUACGUGGGGAAAGAAAAGAACUCGAGUAAUCAACCUAGCUAACUUAGCUGGAGUGAUUCACGCCUGCGAACAAAUAGAUUUUAAGUUUGUUAACUGUCGAAUCAAUGUUCCGACGCACGUUCGCCAAGAUCUCGCUACACACGGCGUUAGUCUACGAGCGUUAGACAAUACUGUCUCUUUACUAAAGACUUUGUAAAUACUUUAAGUUCAUAUUAAUAAGUUCAUACCGCGAGUUGUUACCAUUAGAAUUUACACAAUCGUUAUAUUGUAAUCUCAGAUUCUAAUAUCUUUAGUUUUAAUCAUAACUUCUGUAAACGCUCUCCAGCUACUGACACUUCGCAAUCGCAAAAAAAUGUUGUAAUCUCUCUCCGUCAUAAUUUCAUUGAUCAUAAUAAUAAAAAUACUUUUCAGUCUUUUUUUUUCCUUUUCGGGGGGGAGUACUGUAGGUGCCCCACGUUAGGUGGCAGCACCUCCCGACUGCGGAGAGAGAGAGAGAGAGAGAGAGAGAGAGAGAGAGAGAGCAGCCAUGCUGCGAGCGAGCGCCGACGCCGCAGCAGAGUUCCGCAGACCACGGUACAAGUCGGUUGAGCUGGAGAGAGAGAGAGGAGAGAAUAAAGUUAUUGUUCAGGAGAAGA